UGGGGCCUGCACCGCUGUCCUCCCAGCCCCGGGAUCUGACCAGAAGGGGUAGGUGCAGUGCUGUUUCCAACUGCUCUCCGGACACAGAACUCCAGCCAUGAAGGCCGCAAGCAUCUUCCUUCUCAGUGCCUUGGUCCUGUUGAGCCUAUCUGGUAACACUAGAGCUGACUUCCUGGGGAGAGAGGCUAACUGUAACAAAGAAAUGACUAGAUGUUCCAAGAUCUAUAAGCCUGUGUGUGGGACUGAUGGAAAUACUUAUUCUAAUGAAUGCAUGUUAUGUAUUGAAAAUCAGAGGCGCCAGGUUGCUGUCCGCAUCAAACAAUCUGGACCUUGCUGAAAAGCAAGGCUCUGGAAUCCCGUGGCGUCCCCACGGCGCCCAGCUGGCCUGAGUAGUAAAUAAAAUGCAUAUAAGCUCC
Messenger RNA from Manis pentadactyla (Chinese pangolin), 416 nucleotides. It is a transcript of the gene SPINK1, whose product is annotated as serine peptidase inhibitor Kazal type 1. The coding region runs from base 98 to 337 and encodes 79 amino acids. The record is from RefSeq and is a predicted model, not a curated record. The transcript is spliced from 4 exons. Lineage: Eukaryota; Metazoa; Chordata; Mammalia; Pholidota; Manidae. Gene Ontology annotation, molecular function: protein binding; serine-type endopeptidase inhibitor activity.